This is a messenger RNA of Ciona intestinalis (vase tunicate), 653 nucleotides long. The record is from RefSeq and is a predicted model, not a curated record. NCBI's taxonomy places the organism in Eukaryota, Metazoa, Chordata, Ascidiacea, Phlebobranchia, Cionidae.
UCAAAGAAAGGGGAAUCACCUAGACUGAGACUGGUAGGUGCUGCGUCACUCGAGAUAGAACCUGUCAAUCAAACGGACGAAGGAAGGUAUCGCUGUCAGGUGACGCCAUUGCCAAGUUUUGAGCAAGACGAAUCUAUAACUGAACUAACCGUUAUUUAUCCCCCGGUGUUCAACCAACGUAGAAACACAACAUUAUAUCUAAACGAGGGUGACGUGACCACACUGCCGUGUAAAGCAGACGCCAAGCCAGAUAACAUAACUUAUAUUUGGUACCAUCAACCACCAUAUUCUGAAGAAGUUCCACUAAAUGAUGAGAACGAUAGAAGAAAACUAAGAUUCGUGAAUGGCAAGUCACUUUACAUCAACGGUUUCAUUGAAAGAUUAGAAGGCAGAUAUCGUUGUGUGGCGAGUAACGAAGCUGGUUCAAAUCAAAUAUUCUUUCGCUUACAUCUUAACCACGAAGCAAAAUUUGACGGCGAUCAUUUUCGAGUCUUAGAAACUUUAGAAGGUGAUGACGUCACAAUGCAGUUAUCUGCUACAGCGGUUCCUUCGAAUGUGACGUAUAAGUGGUAUUAUGAGGGACAACCGAUCGAUUUGUUCGGGUGGUCGUCUUACUUUGGGUUCCAGGCAAAAGAGACGAUGCCAUAUUUACG